Rhipicephalus sanguineus (brown dog tick) is the source of this 1299-nucleotide messenger RNA. Its product is annotated as oocyte zinc finger protein XlCOF22-like. Gene Ontology annotation, biological process: regulation of transcription by RNA polymerase II. Gene Ontology annotation, molecular function: RNA polymerase II cis-regulatory region sequence-specific DNA binding; DNA-binding transcription factor activity. The record is from RefSeq and is a predicted model, not a curated record. Lineage: Eukaryota; Metazoa; Arthropoda; Arachnida; Ixodida; Ixodidae. The transcript is spliced from 3 exons. The coding region runs from base 415 to 1299 and encodes 294 amino acids.
ACGAAACGCGAAUGGAGCAGUUUGUUUACACCUACCACGACCUCCUCUUUACACUCAGCCGCUGCAGAGAAGGCACGUCCCGGCCGCUCGCACCGUCACCGUGUGCAGGUUUUCCGCGUCAGUCGCCCUUCUUGUCCUGAAUAACCGACCUAUCCACCCUAAGUUUAUGGUUUACGCUUCGAAGAACUGCUACUGGACGAAGAACCGCGUCUCAUCACCAUGUCGGCCGUUUGCGCUGCGGCUGAACGAGCAUCGGCGGCCGAGACGAUGUACUCUUUCACAACUUCCCACAUGUGAAAAAACAACCUCCUCAGUGGAUCGCUGCUGUGAAAUGAAGUAAUUUCAAGCCUUCGAUUACCACUGUUCUCUGCUCAAAACAUUUUCGUGACGGUGACUACCAUCAGAGUUACGCUAAUGCAAGCAAUGGGAUCUCCGGUGAAAUCUACUCCACUAAGGCCUGGCGUGGUGCCGUCAAUGUUCGUUUACGAACGGAACGAAUCGCAGGCACCGAGAGCAGCAUUCUCGAUGAGGCGAAAACAUGAGGAUGACUGUGCAGCAGAUUCAGUACGCAAGGCAGCACUGGGUCUGGCUUGUGAGUCGGGAGAAGCUGUAGACACAUCACCAGACUUGGCGUGUGAGCCGGCCCAUGGCGCAAAUAAAUCCGUUCAAGUGGGACUACCAACCUGCCACAAAGCAUCACAGGCAAUUGUAAAGAAAAUUCUGUCAUCAAUUGCUACACAAACAGAACCACAUGCUGUUUCUUCAGGCUCCUUGUCCUUUGCGUCUUUGGAUCAGUCUUCUUCAAUGGCGUCUGUACGAGCCCUUCUUCAUUCCUGCCAGCAGUGCACCUAUGUGUCCUUGGAUAAGUCGACUAUGGACAGACACCUUCGGAAACACAUGGGCGAGCCCCCCUUACAGUGCCACUUGUGUCCAGCUGCAUUCAUUCACAAGUCCAAGCUGCUGACUCACAUGCGCACCCACACAGGAGAGCGGCCCUUCUCCUGUGUCCACUGCAGUGCGUCCUUUGUGACAAAAAGCAACCUCGUGAGACAUAUCCGUAUGCAGACAGGAGAGCGGCCCUUUUCCUGUGUUCACUGCAAUGCAUCCUUUUUUUUAAAAUCAACCUCAUUGAACACAUGCGCCGUCACACAGGAGAGCGUCCGUUUUCGUGUGUUCACUGCAGUGCAUCCUUUUCGAUCAGAUGCAACCUCACUAGCCAUAUCCGCACGCACACAGGAGAACGUCCCUUUUCCUGUGUCCACUGCAGUGCGUCCUUUGUGCAGAGAAACGGCCUUGUGA